Molecule: messenger RNA, 1989 nt
Organism: Morchella sextelata
Lineage: Eukaryota; Fungi; Ascomycota; Pezizomycetes; Pezizales; Morchellaceae
Exons: 1
Coding region: 1-1989 (662 amino acids)
Biological process (GO): regulation of transcription by RNA polymerase II
Cellular component (GO): nucleus
Source: RefSeq, a predicted model, not a curated record
AUGAGAGCCCCUUCGCCCCAGACUACUACUACUCAAUACCACCACAGUAGCUACACCUCACCUUACCAGACCUACGACCUUGCUUUCUACACUGCUCCACCACAAGUCGAGCUCACUCCAGCACAGAAGAGACAGAAGCUUGAACAAGACUUUGCUGCCGGCUUCCCCCCAGACGACGAAGGUUAUCCAUUCAUCUCUCAACUCCAUUCUUACCCAACUACCACCAUGCCUAUCAGGAACAUUCCUCUUAACCCUCACAUCAACCUCCAGAGGGCCUCAGAGCCAGCUUCCCCAAUAACCAUUGCUACCUCUCUUUCUACCCACUCUACACCAGCAUCUUCACCUUCAAGAGUUACUAUCAUGUCUGCCCACGGCUCCCCCGCAGAUUUCCAGCUGUACGACGAGUGCUAUGAUCGCAAGCGACGGAACAUCCAGAAUUUCGAGAAUACUUCCACCCAAUCACGGUUCGGCAAUGGCUACGACUCAUCGAUGACACAGCCACUCGAAUUCUUUGACCAUCAACCUCGCCAUUACCUGCAAGCUCCUCCAUCGCAGCAGCAAUUCGGGAGCCAGGGAUUGGUGAACAGUCGCGCAGUCAUGCACUCCGAUGACGACGAGCUUCCAGCUUUGUCACCCCACCACCGGGGCCAGUUCUCGUCAAGACUUUCCGCUUCGGAUGUGGACCUGCACUCGCCCACCACCCCCAUCGCUUCACCAGAGUCUGUCUGUGGCGAUGGAGUACAAGUAGCUCGUGAGGAUGCCUGUCAAUAUAUUGAGUCGUGGAUUGACCAUUACUUACUCUCCGAUUCAGAACUACACCAUCCAAUCCCAGGCCCCCCUAAGCUCGAUCGAACUGUCUCCGACGCUAUCCAAGACGAGCUAUAUAACCCUGGUGUCGCCCCUGGCACAGAACACGCUACUCGGCCAUCCUCUCCUUGCACGACCCCUUCCAAGGUUGCAUUUCUCUACCAGCAAGCCCAAAACCAGCACGCCAUUACCACGUCGCCAAUAGUUCGCGACCACUCACCUUUCCGUGCCAAUUCGCCUUACGCGCACUUCCCAGUUGUCACUCGCUCACCCCAGAGAACCACGACCUUGAUUCCUGCUGGCUUCGCAACUGCUCGUGCUCAGAGGGAGAAGCUGAUAGCAGUUGAGCGAGAGGUACUGAAGAAGCAAAUGGAGGAAGACUACCAUAACAUCGAUCUCGUCGAUCACCCUUGUACUAUCUCACCAAAAGAUGCCUACCAUGAGUACCACGAAUCAUCACAAGAGGGCAUCAAGGGUCCUCUCUUUGCUUCUCAGGAGGAUGUGUACUCUCAGAACGGCAGUAUUCAAAGCGGCAGCUACAAGGGUUCAGUUCAAGGCGACGAGGAAGACGAUCAAAUUUACAAUCUCAAGAGGGAAGAGACUCAAGAGAGCUAUGCUAGCAUGGCCACCAGCCGCAGAGAGAGUGAUGCUAGUAUGAACUUCAAUGCUACCAUGUUCCCAGCCAACCAGCAAUUCACCCCACUUGGAUUCCCCUACAGCAAUUACGCCGAUGGUUCUGAUCACAAGCCUCAAAUGGCCGAAGAUGAGGGCGAAUAUGGUUACCAGUCUGCCGGCUCACCCCUUACGAAGCCUGCAGAGUCCAAAGCGAAUAGGGGAGGAUACACCUGUACAGUUCCUGGAUGCAACCAAAGGUUUCCCACCACGAACAAAAUGGCAAAGCACAGACGCGAAGCACACAGACAGACGAGUCCCGGUAGCCGCGGUGAUGGCAUCGCCAGGUCGCACCACCCCGGACCUCACAAGUGCAACCGCCUAAAUCCUACCACAAACAAGCCCUGUAACACAAUUUUCUCUCGGCCCUACGACCUCACUCGUCAUGAGGAUACCAUCCACAAUACCCAUCGCGAGAAGGUACGAUGCGAAAUUUGCAACGACGAAAAAACCUUCUCAAGGCAAGAUGCCCUUACACGUCACAAAAAGGUAAAUUUCCCCCUUAAUUGA